UUCAAGGUGGAUAAAGUUCAAAUCUUUUAACUAAGUAUUCUUGUUUUCAACUUUUUCCUGAAAAAAUCUUUGAAUUUGUGUGUUUGGGUGCUGUUUUGUUCACUUCAUUUAUUUGCAGGAGCUGAAUUUUGAGCUUAAUUUUACAAGAUGGGAAAAAAAGAUCAAGAUUAGAGGAUUUAAAUUUUGAGCUGAAUUUUACAAGAUGACAAGUAAUGGGAAACAAGAUCAAGAUCAGAGGAAAAUUGUUGGCAUGGAAGAUUCUAGCAUGACAAUUGAAUUUCUCCGAGCACGAUUAUUGGCUGAAAGGUCUGUCUCACAAACAGCAAGGCAGAGAGCUGAUGAACUAGCUGAGAGGGUCUUGGAACUGGAAGAUCAGCUAAAGAUUGUGUCACUACAAAGAAAGAAGGCUGAGAAGGCCACAGCAGCUGUUCUAUCCAUCUUAGAGAACGAAGGAAUAUCUGAUGCUUCGGAGGAAUUUGAUUCAGGCUCUGAUCAGGAAGCAAUAUUCUCUAAUUCUAAAGGUGCUGACUCCACUGACAACAGAAAUGAGCGUAAGCCAAAUCCAUCAAAUGUGAAAGAAAGAGAAAAUGAUGCAGACAUCUCAAGCUCCGAGAUUAUAUCUUCUCCAUCAACUGGCAGAAGUUUGUCGUGGAAAAGUGGUAAACAUUCUUUGCCAUCUUUUGAGAGGAACAGAUAUACUGAUUCUGCCUGGAGGAGGUCUGGUAGUUUCGCGUCAACUGGGUCUUCUUCGCCAAAACGGGCUGGAAAAUCAUGCCGACGGAUAAGGCGCAAUACCACCAAAAUGGCCACUGAUGAAUGCCCCCCCGAGCAUCUUCCUUCUUUUGCUAAUAAUGGGCAUCAAUCCUUAAUGGACAGUGCUGGCAAUAAUGAUGUGAAAGAUCAACGUCACUUACCUACUUCAGAAAUGUCAGAAAAUCAAAGGAAAGCAGAUGAGAGUGAUGAAGGCAUGGAAAGAGCUUUGCAGCAUAAGGCACAGCUUAUAGGGCAAUAUGAAGCUGAGGAAAAAGCCCAAAGAGAAUGGGAAGAAAAGUAUAGAGAGAAUAACAACUAUGCACAGGAUUCAUGUGACCCCGGAAAUUACUCGGAUGUGACUGAAGAAAGAGAUGACAUGAAGGCAUUUGAGCAACCAUAUUCUGCUGAAAUGAUUAAUUUGCAAAAUCAUGCAAACAAAUUCCAGGAAGCUGAUAUUCACUCCACAAAUGGAGUUACAGACAAUGUUCCAUCCACUCCGCAUAUCGGUACAAGCUGCAGGAAGGAUCAGAACUGCAGCAGAAUUAUUAAUUCUGAGUCCCCGGCAUCAGAAUUUGCACUUUCAAAGUCUAAUGGGAGUUGUCCAGAAAAUGAUGCCCCGACACCUGCUUAUAGUCGCCAUCAGAUACCGUCUGCUAAUGGUUCCCCUAUACACCCCUUGGAGAAUAGUAUCUCGUCUUCUGGAGGUAGCAGCUUGCAAGCAGGACAUGCCUUGGUUUCUGGGGAUGCUUCAGAUAACAUAGGUUCUAUCCUGGGAGUACUUGAACAAGCUAAAUUUUCGAUUAGCCAACAGAUCAACGUCUCGCCAAUAGCAGAAGGCGAUCCGUCCAUAGAACAUUCCAUUCCUACUGCUAGAAUUGAGGACAGAUUAGACAUUCCUCCUGGAUUCCCCGGCCUUUUUAGACUACCAACAGAUUUUCAACUUGAAGCAACUACAACAGCCAGCUACCAAGGUUUUCCGUCAAGGUUCAGUUCAGCGAAUCAUUUUCAUGAAACUGGCUAUGAUCAAUUCUCAACUACCCCUUACAUGGAAUCUCCAUCAAACGCUAUUACAGGUCUACCAUAUACCACUGGAUUUGACUACGUUAAUCUUCCCUCGAGUUUUGGUCAUCCAUUUUCUAGUAAAUCAACCUACCCCACAUAUCCUUUUUGUCCGAAUACAACAACUACUGUGUCUCAAUCCCAAGCAAGUUGGAGUCCGCUAUAUGAAUCAUCACUAACCACAUUAAGCCCUGUUGUAGUGCCAAACUUGUCCUCAGGUGAAGAAGUAUUCUUAAGAUCCCAUCCGAGGAAUGAGACAGGUAAACCCCCAUCAUUUCCUGUCUCACAUUAUGAUGCUCAUCUGAGACCAAACAUGUAUAGAUAGCUAAUAUUGCUCAAAGCACUACAUUUCAUUAAGAGAUAGGCUCUAGUUUCUUCAUCCAAUAUGGUUUCUUGGACCAGUGUGAGUGGUGUAGCUAUGUAUCUAAGAUAUUUGAGUCUCUUGUUGUAU
Messenger RNA from Solanum verrucosum, 2263 nucleotides. RefSeq lists its product as uncharacterized. The transcript is spliced from 6 exons. Bases 203 to 2137 code for a protein of 644 amino acids. NCBI's taxonomy places the organism in Eukaryota, Viridiplantae, Streptophyta, Magnoliopsida, Solanales, Solanaceae. The record is from RefSeq and is a predicted model, not a curated record.